Molecule: messenger RNA, 5132 nt
Organism: Tuber aestivum (summer truffle)
Lineage: Eukaryota; Fungi; Ascomycota; Pezizomycetes; Pezizales; Tuberaceae
Source: the annotation of a GenBank genome assembly
AUUUAUGUCCGCUCCCGCACAUGGAACACUGAUUGCAGAGGGGUCAGCUGAACACGAGGUGCGAGGAUAUAUCCGCGUAACUGCGGCCGCGAAGAGGGGGACUUUGGAUGACAAGGAGUAUUUAGAGUAGAAAGCCGGGGGAUCAAAAAAAGUGAGUUGGUAUCAUAGCAAUGAAGUACCCGUAGUAAACUCGAAAUAUCGUAUUGCGUUUUGUGGAAAAAUACCUUUUCUUUACAAUAGAGCAUUAGAGUCCGGGGAUGGUGGUAAUGGCCAACCUUUUCUGGCGAUAACAUACCGUAAUGGGGCUGUGGGUUUCGGACUACCAGAUAUAGAACUGCCGUCUUCUCCAUCAGGUAUUAUCUCCAUAACUGGAGCUCAUUGUUUUAGCAAGUUGGCACGGCGAUCCAUACAACUAAUAAUAUUUGGAUUCCAUAUUAUGACAGUUAGGUGUGGGACACUGCGGGUUCGGAUUCAUUCCCACUGUAUUCGAACCCUUACCAACCUCACCAGGGCACAUGGGUAAAGAAGCAUAUUCUUCAUCAUGAUACGAAGAGCGUAUGAUUAAGAAAGGGAAGUUUCGCCGGACUUUCUAACCUCGCAGUACGAUUGGAAGAAAGGCGUAACACGUCCAACACCCCCAAUGAUAGAUAAUCAUCUGGUGCGCUUUUCGUAACAUUUGGGUGAGGGGUGGGUGGGAAGUGGGAGGGGGCUUGGUUAGUAGGCAGACCAAUUCUGCUACAUGCAUGGUCAUUUCGACCUUUUGACGGAAUGGUCAUCUGUAUGAUUCCGAUGUGCGGUGUGUAUUUUGUGAAGAGAAAAAAAAAGAUGAGAAAUAAAAUAUAGUGGAAGUGGGAUGAGAUGAAGUUCGGACGAAAACUGUGUUCCACGCUCAGAUGGUUUGUUCCGAAGAUUCCAGCCCUAAGAUGACGGUAUGGAACUUUCUGCCGACCCAUCAGGUUUCUUUGUUUCAUUCUCUUCCUGCUUGCCCCCCGCCCCCCAUUUCUCUCUAAGGCUCCAUCCAUAGCGCUACUGCACUAUGAGGGUCCUUCUUAUAUCGUGAGCUUGUGAUGUUUGGCAUCCUUGCUACACGGGCAUUUUGGGAGAACUUGGCGGGUCGCGUAUCUGUGAGUUUUGUUGGACUCAGGUGAUGAUGGGCUUAUAGUUUGCUGAGCUAGAAAGCUAUGCUUCCGUGACGGGCCUAUCUUAUGAUGCCGAGGAUCUAAGGAAGAAGCAUCUGGCGUUUGGCGUGUUUUGGUAUUGAUCGUCAUCGUGGAGUUGGACGUCCCCGCUGGUCCCCUUGCCAGAGAAGCAGAAGGCUUAUGGCACUGUUUGCUUUUCUGGAUGGGGUAUGAUGCUCAAGUGAGCCGACCUCUCGGUCCGACCUAUUGGAGUGUCAGCCGACGAAAUGAACUGCAGUAUCCUUCUUGAUAGUUUGAUUAUAAUUAUCCUACUGGUGGUUUGAUCCCGGGAUGGAUGUUUGGCGAACCUCUUUUUUUCUCUUCUCUUCUCCUCUUCCUUUCCUUCCCAUUCUCAAUCUCUCCUCGCCAAUAUCGAUUAUACCAUCCCCCCCUUUCUGACGAGUUCAACUAAGCCACCGCCGGAGGGAGACGCCUUGCAAAAGCCAUCCGGUGUUCAUAAGGUACCGGUAUUUGUGAGUGUGUCUGAGACCUAUUAUCUCCUAAGUUAGUCCUCUUGGUCAUCUGUACAAUAAAACCUCGCUCUACCACCUACCAGCCCUCUCUUUGAGCUCUCUCUCUUUCUCGAUCCUUCUGUCAUUCCGUAUAAUACUUUUAUCGGGGUUUUGUACCCCCAUCUUUUUUUUAUCCCAUAAUUUUUAUUAUUUUCUGGGCCCCCCCUCAUUUGGAGCCUUCCCAUCGCAUACAACCGUCCAUCCAACCUGCCCUCGCCCCACCGACUCGUUGGGGAAUUUGGCCAGGAAACAGUUUGGAAGAGCGUUUCUUUGAGUUUUUUUUUUUCGGUUUGGUUGAGUUGGAGGGUUUAGAGUUGUCACGAUCCAUACGGUAAGAUUUCAAGAUUGGAUUGGAUUGGUUGGUGGUUUCUUACAUUACGGGUUUCCCGAGGGGCUGCGCUGUUCCUAUUCUGGGUUUCACCCCUCAUCGGAUUUCCCCCUCCUCAAGAGUUCAGGCUUGGAUAGGCCCCUGCCCCACCAACCCUCUGAGCCCUACAGAAAAGACAAUUGACUGGUUGUCCAUUCGUCUGCUUGUCAAUAUUCGAUUCUGUUCCUGAACACACCCUGAGCCCUUCUUACUCGUCCAUCGGCUCGCCUUGGUGUUCUCUGUGCUUCCAGCCAACUGACAAAUAAGGAAGAGAAGGGGAGGAAAAAAAAAAAGAAAACUCCUCUCUUUUCUCUCCACCUUUUUUCGUGACGCCAAAACCUUAAACCCACCACCUGGAGGUCAAAUACGGAAAGAUAGAAUACUCAGUAACAGGGAGAAAUUUUUUGACCCGUCGUCGAGGGUUGUUGUAACCCCCCUCCUCUGUCGAACAGAACACCUCGCAGCCGGGAACCGCACCGCCGAUUUGAUCCAAUCGUAUCCCAAUGGCUGAGACUCCCUUCGUCCCCCAGGAGCAGCAACCUCAACCCCAACAACAACCUCUUCUCCCACAUCCGCAACCGAUGAGUACCCCUCCAGAACAACCCAACAUGUACAAUUCCGGUAGCAGCAAUCUGUCCGGAUCCAAUUCCCAGGGUCACUCUCGUCCUGGUAGUGGUCGGAGAAGUAUCUCGGCCUCGCAGCCUCUCUCUGGACAACUACCUCCGACUCAAAAUGGCAAUGCCGUGACAGGCGCUGCACCUACACCGGUCCUGCAGUCGCACGCCCAGCCUCCUGGUAUCCCAAUAGGCCCUAAUGCCCCGACUUUUGACGCUUCAAAAAGCCCCCCUAGCAGCAAGAGUACUGUUCCUGAGUGUUGUUGGUCGUUGCAGUAAAAUCUCAUCAUGGCUGAUCUUGUGAAAUAGACUUGAACCACGUGCCCUGCAAAUUUUUCAGGCAGGGGACCUGCCAGGCCGGAAAAGCUUGUCCGUUUUCCCAUAGUAUGGAUCCAACGUCAGAUCAAGCGCCCUGCAAAUAUUUUUCAAAGGUGCCUUUGGGGAUUUUUCCUGCUACGAGAGGGUCACUAAUUGGUUACAAUAGGGUAACUGCAAGUUUGGAGUCAAAUGUGCACUCGCUCAUAUCCUUCCAGACGGCCGUCGCAUAAAUCGCCCAACGUACAACAAUAACAGUCAUAGCGGCCAUCUCCAGUUCGGACGCAUGGACACUGGUCACACGAACCGCGGGUCCGCACUACAUAACUCUUUGCUCCAGGCUAAAAUGUUGCCUAAUCAUUCAUUUGGCGGUCAAGACGACUUCCCCGGUCUUACCAGUCACCCUGCUGGCCCUGACCCCAAUAUCGCUACCUCAAUGUUGGAUUCUAGAUAUGGAUCUCCGCGAGAUGAUGGCACUUUACCGAUGUCACCCCUUGCCUCGUCCCAACGAACUCUUGGACCUCUGGAUGCAACACUUCCAGCUUCCUUUGACAGGCAUGAGUAUUCAAAGUUCGCGAAAUUUGGCCCUUAUGCGUCCUCUGUCCCGAGCAAGUUUGGUUUGGACUCUCCUCCGCCAUCAUUGCCUAGUAAUACACGCCCGACAGCGCUUCAGUCUCUCUUCGAGUCUGCUUAUGGAGGGGGAGGAGGAAACGGAGAGGAGGAUGGCAAUUUGGGUGCAGAUUUGUCUCAUUCCCCUCGCGCUAAUGCAGAGGAUUUGCCGGGUCCUAGAAUAAUGCAUUCCUCACUCUCUGCUAGACGCACGAAACUUUUAUCGUCGAGCUACGCCAGACCGGAAAAUAUGGAGAGAAUGUUGGGUGAAUUUACCCGUGAGCGGUUUCCGACAGAUCCAAGCCUUGAUUAUAGCUUUUCAUUUGAGGAGGAUUUUGUUCCGAGCAGCCUUCAGGACCUUCUUACCCCGGCUGAACGCAGUAGGAGGCUUUCUAGGACAGACGAGGAGGGUGCUUCCAACUUCCAACAUAGCUUCACGGCUCCUGGCACACCCGGGGGCCCUGUGGACGCCAUUGGAUCUCCGCCUGUCGGUUCCCCCGGGGGUGCAUCUAGAUGGGGGCCUAUUGUAGUGAGAAAUAAACGUGAUGAGGAUCAUGCUCCGGCGCCCGGCGUCGGGCAUGUUGGCUCUCCUCUUAGAAACUCCUAUCAGCAAGGAGGAGAGCCAAGCCCUACCUUCCGCCCGCUCGGCAGACCAAUUUCCGGUGAUGUGUCUCCAUUCCCUGGAUCUCCAAACCGCACAAGCUCUGCCGGUAUUUCGGCACUCACCCAAACACUUCAGCGUGCCCGCCUCUCCUCUAGAAACGACCCCCACGGCUCAGGAGAAGUGCCGACCCUACCGAAAGCUCUCGGCUCCAACGGGAAGCAACUGGAGCGUGUAAUUUCUAACUCUCAAUCCAACAACGGCAAAACUGUUGCUUCCAUUGACGAGGAGUCUGACACUCAAUUCCCAAUGGAAGAAGAGGAAUACUCGACCUCGCCUCGUUUAACCAUUAACUUCGGCAGCCUUGGCGCCAUUGGGCGUGGGUCCGGUUUGGGUCUCGACGUCAGUGAGCAGCAAUGGGAAAGCUUUGGCACGGGUGGCGCAAAAAAGUUUCAUUGAACUGACAUGAUAUAGGUUUGGUGUCUACGAACAUUUUCUAUUUUUUGUUUCUUUCCUUUUUUUUUUUUAUGGAUAUCUUUCUCACCCCAAAAACAAAAAGUAACAUUGAUUUUUAUUUUUUUAUUUUUACAUCGUUUGUUUUAUUUUCUCUUCCUCCUCCGUUCCGUUCCCCCCUUGCGAGACAAAAUUCGAAUACCCUAGCAUAUUUUCCGAAAUCCUGGUAAAAUGAUAUUUUUCGUGACUGGGGAUUAUGGUGUCUAUUUCAAUAAAGUUGUUUUUUGCGUGGGAGAUUAAGGCCUUUUUAUUAUUAUUUAUUUCUCUCUUUUCCUAUUACAGAAAAAAUCGGGGCAUUUAAAAUCUUGUGUUUUUCUUCUGGAAAUGGUUGGAGUUAUUGCUUGUUUGAAUUUUUGUUUUCUCUAUUUCAGCCUGGAAACAUGUAAAUCAGUCUCUUUUGUGCUGAUACAAUGAGUGCUACCU